Molecule: messenger RNA, 156 nt
Organism: Pteronotus mesoamericanus
Lineage: Eukaryota; Metazoa; Chordata; Mammalia; Chiroptera; Mormoopidae
Product: 60S ribosomal protein L39-like
Exons: 1
Coding region: 1-156 (51 amino acids)
Biological process (GO): translation
Cellular component (GO): ribosome; cytosolic large ribosomal subunit
Molecular function (GO): structural constituent of ribosome
Source: RefSeq, a predicted model, not a curated record
AUGUCUUCUCAUGAGACUUUCAGGAUAGAGCAGUUCCUAGCCAAGAAACAGAAGCAGAAUUGGCCCAUUCCCCAGCGGGUUCAGAUGAAAACUGCUAAUAAAAUCAGGUACAGCAACAAGAAGAGACAUAGGAGAAAAACGAAGCUGGGUCUGUAA